GGGUNACGAACAAUUCUAUAUUUUUUUUUCUGAACCGUUCAUUACAAAGUGGUCAUAAGAAAUUAAUUUUCUGUACGUCUUACUUCGAAUUAGGAACAUUUUCUUUAACAAGCAAGAAGCAAAACACUAAAGUUCACCUUGUAACUUCACACGUCACAUGGUUUUGGCGACAUGAGUUUGUAGGGGAACAUGGAAGAUGUCGGAUGUUUAAGUUUGAAGUCAUUUCAACUCCAAGGGCAGUAGAACAGUCUUAAGCUUAUGAUGAAGCGAAAGUUGUUAUGCCACCAAGUGCUGUCAAUCCUGGAACUCUGGUUCUGGUGUCCAGUGUACCCACUAUUUGUUGGACUUAACUGAAGUAUUUGGUUGAUAUUUUCUUAAAGGUUGCAGUUGCUUUCUGUCCCUGGGAAUGGAGAGUGGCCAUCUGAGUGACAGUGCAUUGUCAGCGUCAACAUCGUAUGACGCCAAUCAUGCUCCUCAGCAAUCUCGCCUCAAUACAGUCCCGAGUAAGGGUAGGGUAGGGGCCUGGUGUGCGCGCAAAAAUGAUCCCAACCAAUGGCUGCAGGUUUACUUUGGACGGGAAACCACAGUGAGCAAAGUGGUGGCUCAGGGGAGGUAUGAUGGUGACCACUGGGUGAUGAGUUAUAGUUUGUCCCACAGUGUGGAUGGUUCUAACUGGGCCUGGUACCGACUCUCUGAUGGACAAAUCAAGGUGUUUGGUGGAAAUGUUGACCGCAACACACCUGUCCAUCACUUACUUCACCCACGCAUCCAAGCCAAGUACGUUCGAUUCCAUCCCAGGACUUGGUAUGGUCACAUCUGCAUGCGAGUUGAGCUGUAUGGAUGCAAUGGUAAGAAAUGGCGAACAGAAUUAAGAAAGCUUUGACGAAAAAAAUAAAAAAGGGAGCCUGUAGAAUUGAAUAAAUCUUUCAGCUUUUAACUUUAUUCGUCGGCGUGACAAAGAUCUUGUUACAAGAUUCCGAGAUAUCUGAGAUCUAGGUUUGAAUUCUGUAGUUUCGAAGAUGUGUACAUGUAGUUUCGAUCGAAGGUCUGGUUCAACUAUGGGAAACAAAAACGGCUAUAAAUAAAGCGAAACGAAAAGAAAAACACUAAAGCGAAAUAAAUGCUUAAAGGGUAAGGUCACUCCAAAACACGUAUAAAACUUCGUGCAAGGUUUUUAUUAACGUUGACAAAAAGUAUUAUUUUCUGUCAGCGCUAAUAAAAACCGUGGACUAAG
Messenger RNA from Orbicella faveolata, 1234 nucleotides. Its product is annotated as EGF-like repeat and discoidin I-like domain-containing protein 3. The record is from RefSeq and is a predicted model, not a curated record. Lineage: Eukaryota; Metazoa; Cnidaria; Anthozoa; Scleractinia; Merulinidae.